This is a messenger RNA of Salvelinus namaycush (lake trout), 5203 nucleotides long. RefSeq names its product centromere protein Q. Lineage: Eukaryota; Metazoa; Chordata; Actinopteri; Salmoniformes; Salmonidae. The transcript is spliced from 8 exons. The record is from RefSeq and is a predicted model, not a curated record. The coding region runs from base 38 to 877 and encodes 279 amino acids.
AAUGUUUGAAAGAAAUUUACCGCGAAACUGUUAAAAUAUGAAGCCUGUCCGGGGAUCUCGACGCGCCCCAUCCAAGGCACCUAAAGGCAAGAAGACAGGCGAGAAGCCAAAUAAGCCCGGUAUAAAGACAUGUCAACGGAGAGUAUCUCAGGAGGAGCCCCAGCCAGGAACCAGCAGCCAGGUCCCUCAGCCAAAACCACAGAAGAAGAAAAGUGGCACAGUUGCAGGUCCCAGGAAGCUGAAAGGUCAGGAGAAGUGGAAACCUCUGACCAAGUCCUCCAUUACGGCUCUAGACAACAUACUGGGCCUGUCUAUACUGUCUGUUCUGGCCGGAAGAUGGACUAAGAAAGAGGAAUCACAGAAACAUCUGAACAUUCUGAAAAACAGGUUCCUGUCUAAACUGGCUCAACUGCCAGUCCCAAUCCAGAAACAGGAAAUGAUAAGUCAUUCAUCCCGUCAACACCAGGAAGAGACUAGGAAGUCAGCCGUUGGCAAGAAGAUCCUCGACAAGCUGGUGGUGGAGCUGAGGGCUGUGGUGAGCUCUCUAGAACAGCUAGAGAAGGAGAGAGACUCCCUGGAGCACCAGUGUUUUAACCUCAGACAACUACUGGAACAGCAGGAAGAGAGUAACCAGCAGAUCCUCCAGUUGUCAGAACAAGGAGUCCUGCGUCUCCCCCCUGUACCUCAGCGCAAAGACAGACCCUUACAGGAGCAGAUGGUGUGUCUGGUUCGUAGCGGACACUCCGUCACCACGGCCCGUCGCCUAGCAAAGACCCUCCAGACAUCAGGGCCUGUCCAGGAUGCCCAGACCCUACUGGAACAAGCCUACAGACACGCAGACCGCCUGGUCACUACACCUACAGCUGUCAGCCAAUAGCAGGACUCCAUCCAGCCUGGUUGGACAAUAGCAGGACUCCAUCCAGCCUGGUUGGACAAUAGCAGGACUCCAUCCAGCCUGGUUGGACAAUAGCAGGACUCCAUCCAGCCUGGUUGGUCAAUAGCAUGGACUCCAUCCAGCCUGGUUGGUCAAUAGCAUGGGCUCCAUCCAGCCUGGUUGGUCAAUAGCAGGGCUCCAUCCAGCCUGGUUGGUCAAUAGCAGGACUCCAUCCAGCCUGGUUGGUCAAUAGCAUGGGCUCCAUCCAGCCUGGUUGGUCAAUAGCAUGGGCUCCAUCCAGCCUGGUUGGUCAAUAGCAUGGGCUCCAUCCAGCCUGGUUGGUCAAUAGCAUGGGCUCCAUCCAGCCUGGUUGGUCAAUAGCAUGGGCUCCAUCCAGCCUGGUUGGUCAAUAGCAUGGGCUCCAUCCAGCCUGGUUGGUCAAUAGCAUGGGCUCCAUCCAGCCUGGUUGGUCAAUAGCAUGGGCUCCAUCCAGCCUGGUUGGUCAAUAGCAUGGGCUCCAUCCAGCCUGGUUGGUCAAUAGCAUGGGCUCCAUCCAGCCUGGUUGGUCAAUAGCAUGGGCUCCAUCCAGCCUGGUUGGUCAAUAGCAUGGGCUCCAUCCAGCCUGGUUGGUCAAUAGCAUGGGCUCCAUCCAGCCUGGUUGGUCAAUAGCAUGGGCUCCAUCCAGCCUGGUUGGUCAAUAGCAUGGGCUCCAUCCAGCCUGGUUGGUCAAUAGCAUGGGCUCCAUCCAGCCUGGUUGGUCAAUAGCAUGGGCUCCAUCCAGCCUGGUUGGUCAAUAGCAUGGGCUCCAUCCAGCCUGGUUGGUCAAUAGCAUGGGCUCCAUCCAGCCUGGUUGGUCAAUAGCAUGGGCUCCAUCCAGCCUGGUUGGACAAUAGCAUGGGCUCCAUCCAGCCUGGUUGGACAAUAGCAUGGGCUCCAUCCAGCCUGGUUGGACAAUAGCAGGGCUCCAUCCAGCCUGGUUGGACAAUAGCAUGGGCUCCAUCCAGCCUGGUUGGACAAUAGCAUGGGCUCCAUCCCGCCUGGUUGGUCAAUAGCAGGGCUCCAUCCCGCCUGGUUGGUCAAUAGCAUGGGCUCCAUCCAGCCUGGUUGGUCAAUAGCAUGGGCUCCAUCCAGCCUGGUUGGUCAAUAGCAUGGGCUUAGCACGGACCACCUGACUUUACCUGAUACAUAGUUAACGUUGUAUUCUGUAUCGGGAGGAGCCCUAUUUGUUCAUAUCUGUAUGUAUUUUAUUUUUCUAAGUGUUUCUUCUUUUUAGCUGUAGAUGAUCAUUAAAAACCUGUAAAAGUAUUUUGGACUGUUUUGAUGUUCCUAUGACGCUUAUAGUUCUUAUAAUGCAUCUAGUCCAGACAGGCUGGGUGACAGGCUUACUUCAGCCCUAAGAUAAUGCCUCUAGUCCAGACAGGCUGGGUGACAGGCUUACUUCAGCCCUAAGAUAAUGCCUCUAGUUCAGACAGGCUGGGUGACAUGCUUACUUCAGCCCUAAGAUAAUGCCUCUAGUUCAGACAGGCUGGGUGACAUGCUUACUUCAGCCCUAAGAUAAUGCCUCUAGUCCAGACAGGCUGGGUGACAGGCUUCAGCCCUAAGAUAAUGCCUCUAGUCCAGACAGGCUGGGUGACAGGCUUCAGCCCUAAGAUAAUGCCUCUAGUCCAGACAGGCUGGGUGACAGGCUUACUUCAGCCCUAAGAUAAUGCCUCUAGUCCAGACAGGCUGGGUGACAGGCUUACUUCAGCCCUAAGAUAAUGCCUCUAGUCCAGACAGGCUGGGUGACAUGCUCACUUCAGUAAGAUAAUGCCUCUAGUCCAGACAGGCUGGGUGACAGGCUUCAGCCCUAAGAUAAUGCCUCUAGUCCAGACAGGCUGGGUGACAGGCUUACUUCAGCCCUAAGAUAAUGCCUCUAGUCCAGACAGGCUGGGUGACAGGCUUACUUCAGCCCUAAGAUAAUGCCUCUAGUCCAGACAGGCUGGGUGACAGGCUUACUUCAGCCCUAAGAUAAUGCCUCUAGUCCAGACAGGCUGGGUGACAGGCUUACUUCAGCCCUAAGAUAAUGCCUCUAGUCCAGACAGGCUGGGUGACAGGCUUACUUCAGCCCUAAGAUAAUGCCUCUAGUCCAGACAGGCUGGGUGACAGGCUUACUUCAGCCCUAAGAUAAUGCCUCUAGUCCAGACAGGCUGGGUGACAGGCUUACUUCAGCCCUAAGAUAAUGCCUCUAGUCCAGACAGGCUGGGUGACAGGCUUACUUCAGCCCUAAGAUAAUGCCUCUAGUCCAGACAGGCUGGGUGACAGGCUUACUUCAGCCCUAAGAUAAUGCCUCUAGUCCAGACAGGCUGGGUAACAGGCCUACUUCAGCCCUACGAUAAUGCCUCUAAUCCAGACAGGCUGGGUGACAGGCUCACUUCAGCCCUAAGAUAAUGCCUCUAGUCCAGACAGGCUGGGUGACAUGCUUACUUCAGCCCUAAGAUAAUGCCUCUAGUCUAGUCAAGCUGGGUGACAGGCUUCAGCCCUAAGAUAAUGCCUCUAGUCUAGUCAGGCUGGGUGACAGGCUUCAGCCCUAAGUUAAUGCCUCUAGUCUAGUCAGGCUGGGUGACAGGCUUCAGCCCUAAGAUAAUGCCUCUAGUCUAGUCAGGCUGGGUGACAGGCUUCAGCCCUAAGAUAAUGCCUCUAGUCUAGUCAGGCUGGGUGACAGGCUUCAGCCCUAAGAUAAUGCCUCUAGUCUAGUCAGGCUGGGUGACAGGCUUCAGCCCUAAGAUAAUGCCUCUAGUCUAGUCAGGCUGGGUGACAGGCUUCAGUCCUAAGAUAAUGCCUCUAGUCUAGUCAGGCUGGGUGACAGGCUUCAGCCCUAAGAUAAUGCCUCUAGUCCAGACAGGCUGGGUGACAGGCUUACUUCAGCCCUAAGAUAAUGCCUCUAGUCCAGACAGGCUGGGUGACAGGCUUCAGCCCUAAGAUAAUGCCUCUAGUCUAGUCAGGCUGGGUGACAGGCCUACUUCAGCCCUAAGAUAAUGCCUCUAGUCUAGACAGGCUGGGUGACAGGCCUACUUCAGCCCUAAGAUAAUGCCUCUAGUCUAGUCAGGCUGGGUGACAGGCUUCAGCCCUAAGAUAAUGCCUCUAGUCUAGUCAGGCUGGGUGACAGGCUUCAGCCCUAAGAUAAUGCCUCUAGUCCAGACAGGCUGGGUGACAGGCCUACUUCAGCCCUAAGAUAAUGCCUCUAGUCUAGUCAGGGCUGGGUGACAGGCUUCAGCCCUAAGAUAAUGCCUCUAGUCUAGUCAGGCUGGGUGACAGGCUUCAGCCCUAAGAUAAUGCCUCUAGUCUAGUCAGGCUGGGUGACAGGCCUACUUCAGCUCUAAGAUAAUGCCUCUAGUCCAGUCAGGCUGGGUGACAGGCUUCAGCCCUAAGAUAAUGCGUCUAGUCAGGCUGGGUGACAGGCCUACUUCAGCCCUAAGAUAAUGCCUCUAGUCUAGACAGGCUGGGUGACAGGCCUACUUUAGCCCUAAGAUAAUGCCUCUAGUCUAGUCAGGCUGGGUGACAGGCUUCAGCCCUAAGAUAAUGCCUCUAGUCUAGUCAGGCUGGGUGACAGGCUUCAGCCCUAAGAUAAUGCCUCUAGUCUAGUCAGGCUGGGUGACAGGCUUCAGCCCUAAGAUAAUGCCUCUAGUCUAGUCAGGGCUGGGUGACAGGCUUCAGCCCUAAGAUAAUGCCUCUAGUCUAGUCAGGCUGGGUGACAGGCUUCAGCCCUAAGAUAAUGCCUCUAGUCAGGCUGGGUGACAGGCUUCAGCCCUAAGAUAAUGCCUCUAGUCUAGUCAGGGCUGAAGCAGGGACGUCACUAGACAUUCAGAACAUCCGGGGGCUCAGACCUGAAGACCUGAGGCUGACUCCGGGGGCUCAGACCUGAAGACCUGAGGCUGACUCCGGGGGCUCAGACCUGAAGACCUGAGGCUGACUCCGGGGAGGAUUUGAUCCCUGCGUGACUGAUAUGAAGCCCCUCCCCUGCACACUAGCAGUGACCGUUUUGCAGAAAUAUGACGUUAGGUUGCAUAUCUCACUGCUUUCUUCCAUGCGCUGUGCUCUCUUGACGCCAAAUAACCAACACUUAAUAUUAAUUCAAUGGAUUGUGGUCAGUAAACCCAUGGAAUAUGGUGUCAAAAAAUGUUUUAUUUAUUAGCAAGUACAAAGUACAAGUUUAUAACUAGAAUUUUCAAUGAAGAAAAAUAGUUGGGAAAAGUAUAUUUCAUUUGGUUGCAAUGUUUUCAUAAACCAAGUUCAAUAUUUGACAAUAAAAAAAAGCCUCGAUGUUGGUCACAUUACUGCUAACUAAUGUGG